GAAAUCCAUCAAGAGGCAACUUUUCUGAAGGCGCAUUGCGGAGUCGCGCCAUCAAACAAACUCCAUAAUUCACAACGUGCCAUGCUGCGACCGGCUGCGACGCGAGCAGCGUCACGGCUGACACGGCAUGUUCCCAGGUGCUCAAGGGCGUUCGCCUCUGCCGUGGCAGAAGAGAGGGACCCCGUUGACCUCAAUGAGAUAACCACACUCCCUAAUGGCGUCCGCGUCGUAUCCGAGGCCCUCGCUGGCCAUUUUUCAGGCAUCGGCGUGUACAUUGAUGCCGGAUCUCGCUACGAGAAUGAGCAUCUGUCGGGUGUGUCUCACAUAAUGGACCGCCUUGCCUUCAAAUCCACAACAAAGCGCUCCGGCGACGAGAUGCUAGAGUCAAUCGAGACCUUGGGCGGCAACAUACAGUGUGCCUCGUCGCGCGAGUCGCUGAUGUAUCAGUCCGCCACGUUCAACUCCGCCGUCUCCACCACCGUCGCGCUGCUUGCGGAGACGAUACGCGACCCCAAGAUCACGGACAGCGAGAUCGAGCAGCAGCUUGCGACUGCCGACUACGAGAUCAACGAAAUCUGGGCCAAGCCUGAGCUCAUUCUCCCCGAACUUGUCCACGUGGCGGCCUAUCGGGACAACACCCUCGGACAUCCGUUGCUCUGCCCCAAGGAGAGAUUGCCGUACAUAAACCGUACCGUUAUAGACCAGUACAGACGGCUACUGUACAAGCCAGAGAGAAUGGUGGUAGCCUUUGCGGGUGUGGAUCAUUUGACCGCCGUACGGUUGACGGAACAGUAUUUCGGCGAUAUGAAACGCGGCGAGGGAGCCGUGUUGCCUUUGCUGAAUGCCGAUGGCUCGGUUGCGACGUCGCAAAACGCUCCGCUAUCGAAUGCAGAUGCAUCGGCGUCGGCAUCGUCAUCCUCAUCACACCAGUCUCUGCCUACAUCGGCUGUGCAGAACGAGUCGCGUCUUCUAGAUAAGAUCCCAUUCAUCAAAAACCUCUCUACCUCAGCAUCUCGCUCUGCCUCCGUGAGCAACCCAUCUACCUUCACUCCACCAGACCUCACGGAGCCCUCCCACUACACCGGCGGCUUCUUGUCACUACCCGCAAUUCCUCCUCCCCUCAAUCCAGCCCUACCCCGAUUGUCCCACAUCCACCUCGCUUUCGAGGGCCUUCCCAUCUCACACGAUGACAUCUACGCUCUUGCAACUCUGCAGACGCUUCUCGGUGGCGGCGGCUCCUUCUCUGCAGGUGGUCCUGGCAAGGGAAUGUACUCUCGCUUGUACACCAACGUGCUCAACCAGCACGGUUGGGUCGAGUCUUGCGUUGCCUUCAACCACUCCUACUCCGACUCCGGCUUGUUCGGCAUCUCAGCCUCAUGCGCACCCGCUCACGUGGCCAACAUGCUCGAGGUCAUGUGUCGGGAGCUGAGCGCACUCGGCUCGGAAACGGGCUGGCAGCGCCUCAAGGAGGGCGAGGUCGGACGCGCAAAGAACCAGCUCAAGAGCAACCUGCUCAUGAAUCUGGAGUCGCGCAUGGUCGAGCUCGAGGACCUGGGAAGGCAGGUCCAGAUGCACGGCCGCAAGAUCGGCGUCAAGGAGAUGUGCGACAAGGUGGACAGGCUGACGAUCGCGGACCUCCGACGGGUGGCACGGCAGGUCUUUGGCGGCGAGGUAAGAAACGCUGGCGGCGGGAGCGGAGCCCCCACGGUGGUGCUGCAGGAGGGCGACGAGGAGGGUUUCAAGAGGAAGGACUUCGAGUGGGCCGAGAUCCAAGACAGGAUCGCGCGCUGGAAGUUGGGCAGGCGCUAGGCCAUCGGGCAUCGACGUUUUUAAUUAAGCGAUGUAGAAUAGCACCUCAUGUAAGAAUAGACAGAGAUCCUUCUUCAAGCACAUGUGAAGCUUUGCGUUUGCGGCAACA
Verruconis gallopava is the source of this 1918-nucleotide messenger RNA. RefSeq lists its product as uncharacterized. The transcript has 2 exons. Lineage: Eukaryota; Fungi; Ascomycota; Dothideomycetes; Venturiales; Sympoventuriaceae. The coding region runs from base 82 to 1809 and encodes 575 amino acids. Gene Ontology annotation, cellular component: mitochondrion. Gene Ontology annotation, molecular function: metalloendopeptidase activity; metal ion binding. The record is from RefSeq and is a predicted model, not a curated record.